This is a messenger RNA of Malaya genurostris, 4021 nucleotides long. RefSeq names its product leucine-rich PPR motif-containing protein, mitochondrial (gene Lrpprc2). Gene Ontology annotation, molecular function: protein binding. The record is from RefSeq and is a predicted model, not a curated record. The coding region runs from base 107 to 3214 and encodes 1035 amino acids. The transcript has 2 exons. Lineage: Eukaryota; Metazoa; Arthropoda; Insecta; Diptera; Culicidae.
UGUGAUUACCAAAUCAAAACAAUCAGAACUGUUCAUGUAACAUUGUGCAAAAAUCAUCGAUUUAUCUUUUAUUUUAGUUGUUAGCGAGAUCCGUAGUUCAGAAGAAAUGAAAAUUUUAUUUAACAUCAUACUUCGGCAACGUUUGAAGCCAAGAACGUAUGGAACUAUUACGAAAGUUGCUAGUUUACCCGCAUAUCGAUGCCGGUUUGAUCGCUAUCUGCAUGAGCGAAGUUAUAGUCUGUUACCGGUUGGAAUUGAUAAAGGGAACAAUGUUGGAAUACGAAACUUUGUGAGCGAGACGAAGAAGCUGGGCUUCAUAAACGAUAAGACUACAACAGCUUUACUAGAUGAAAUGGGAGCAGAGGCGCGUAUCCACCGACGAGUCCAGUUCGAGAAACUGAAUAAAAUUCUAGCCAAACCAGAAGCCAUCACCAAUGUGUCGUAUGAUUUUCUGCUUGGUUGCUGUGGUCGGUUGCUGAUGGAGCAACCGGUAGCAGCUCGAAUUAAACUCUUCCAAGCUAUCUGGUUCAUGGCAGGGGAACCGUCGGCUACAACUGCGCUAAGCCGUUGGAAGAUAUUGUUAAAGGUUUAUCGCGAAAAUUGUGUCGACUUGGAAGAGCAAGAAAUUGGGCAGUUUUUGGAGAAGGUCAAAGUACCGAUGGAUGAAGAGUUCUUACAGCUACUGCUAGCAGUAGUCAGUGAGCGAGGAGAUGUCCACCGAAUGCAGGAAGUAAUGGAUAUAGCCCUGCGAGAAGGCUACCAGCUAAGUAAUGAGUUCGGCAGAAUUUUGAUAAGAGGCUAUUUUAGGAGCGGAGAUCUGUCGUCUGUGCAGACAGUUUUGGAUCAUUUGAGCGCCAAGAGCAUUUACUUGAACGAUAAGAUUUACGGAGAACUGAUUGUUGGCCGGAUAGCAAAUAAGCAGAUUGAUGAUGCUAUGGAACUAAUCAAGGAAAAAGGGAAGCUUCUGAAAAAAGAUUACGUUGUUGAUGCCAUUAAGGAAGCUUUAUUGAUAGACGAUAAGCAAGUGCUUGGGUUACUGGUAGAACUGUUACCAGCGAACAUGCUAGAGGACACGGCGCUUGAUCCGAUACUAAGAAAUCUUUGUUCGGAUUUAAUUGUCUUGGACAAGUUCGACGCCGUUCGCACUCUAUUGGGUGCUCUGCCGAUUCCACACUUUAGUGAAAAUGAAAAUUGCGACACCUAUGGAACGGCGGUUAUAUUUGAAAUGAUUAAAACUAAAGUACCGUUGCAGGAAGUUACGUUGCUGGUUGAGUUUCUCGUUAAAACCAACCGAAACCUAAGAGCACUCCAUGUUGCUUGCGAUUGUGCUGCUAAAUCAAGGAUUGAUGUUUAUCCAGAUUUACUAGGAUUGCUUCGAGAACAGGAAGACCUACGGCCACAUUAUUUCUGGCCGUUGAUUAUUCAAAGCUUUAAUAAACAAAACGAGGCUGGCGUUCUCGAUGUGCUGAAACUGAUGCAACGACUCGGAACCGAGCUGGAUGCGGAAACGUUGUCUGUAUUUGUUCUUCCCAAACUGGCAAUAACACUGAAAGAUGUGCGUGUAGCGUUAAAACAGUUCGAGGAUCGAGGCAUAAAAAUGAGUAUUUUAUUGACUCCGCUUGUUUCUCACUUGCUCCAUCAGGUGCGAUUUGAUGAUGUGAGCCAAAUUGUUAAGCUGUAUUCUUCAAAAGUAGAUACUUCAGCGCUGAUACGGCCACUGACGUUGCAGUUGACGGGCAAUAAAAGUAUGGAGCAGUUUCGUAAAGUAACUUUGGUUAUACGCGAUCUAGUGGCAAAAGCUCAAGAUUCUAAGCAUGAUUUGGCCGGGCAACUGCUAAUGGAAUUAAUCAGUAAUAAAAACUCUAAGCGCAACACCAGUUCUUUCAAGUCGCUCUUGAAGCAAUAUAAAAACGCCGGUUUAAGAAUUAGCAACAUCAGUGCCAACGUGUUGCGGAGAUCUAAUCAAAUGGAUUCCGAGAUGGAGGACCUAUUGAAGAGUUUGGUAGAUGAUAAGCUGACGCUUCCCCCUAAAGAUCUGGUUAACCCUGCAAUCGUUCACCCUCGCGAUAUGGGGUAUGAAGAGCUGGAAUGUCAUCUUAGUGAAUUAGAGGAAAAGAGGAUGAACGCUAGAGGAGUUUUACGGCGGUUGCUGCAGUUGUGCAUUCGAGAGAAUCGACUCGAACGAGCAGUCGAAAUUAAGCAAAAAUGUGACAAAGCAAACGUGGAUUUAAGCUCCGGAAUGAUGGCGUCCAUUUUCGAUUUACACAUCAAACUGAAAAACGUACAGGAAGCGGCUAGGACCCUGGAGCGAAUUAAGAUCACCUCUCCUGGGUUUUUGAUAGAUGAUCACAAAAUCAUUGAUUUUGCUACACUUCUGGUAGAGAAUGGCCUUACAACAAAUGCUCAGAAAAUUCUUCAGCAUCGCGCCGCAGCGGGUCCUAUUCGAGCGGGGAAUGCCAACAAAAACAUUUGGAAUUUACUGAAUACCAUAGCGCAUCAAGCAGCUGGAAACGAUCCUCGGUCCGCAAAGAAUCAAUCUUACGAAAUGUUGCAGUUUCUCGUUAACAAGGGAUAUUGUAUGUACGACAAUGCCAUCCUGGGUCCAGUUAUUCGAGAGUACCUUCUGAAACAUCAGAUCCUCAGUGCCAUCACCGAGUUCAAGCGAAUGGCCAAAGAAUAUCGCCGAACUCCGCUGCAGUUAGAAAUCUUCACUACCCUGGUUCGGUUGACAAACAGCAACGAUCCGGAAAUUUCGCCUGAAAGCGCAAAAAUCUUACUCGGAGAAGUGAUUCAAAUUGCUUCCUCGAUUCACGGUGCUGUGAACACCAACAAUGCGCUUCUAGUUGCCCUGGCCGAAGCCGGCACGGAAGCUCAGUUACGCCGAAUAUUGAUUAACCCCGAAACCCGUGUCAACCUUGAGUACAUUUUGACACAGUGCGAAUACCUCAUCGAUUCGGGCAAGUUGGAUGUAGUUCUUCGGCUAGCCAAGUGUUCCCGUGGGCUAGCGAACGUUAGGGAAGAAGAUUUUCUGUCACUGAUUAUGAAACAGUACGCCCGGGACAAUAACUGCGAGGCGGCAGUGGAGUUGUUCCAGCGACUGCAAGCAGAAGACGGUGAGAUGAAGAUUACCGGUGACUUUGCGAGAAAACUGAUCGACCUGCUGGAAGUGAACAGCUACGAAGUGCCGAGCGGGAUUCGGUUGUAUGCUAAGUGAACAUUCGACGGUUAAUGAUCUGAUGAGAGUCGGUCUAGUCGUAAAUAAAAAAAAAAUACAUGCGCUUUUUUCGUUGAACGUAAUUUUCAAGAUCUAUAAUAAUAAUGGUUUUGAACAUAAUCAUCCUCAUUCUUGUUUACGUCCGUAUCGACCAUAUCACGAACGGAUACUUUCGAACGAAUCCGAAUAUGGCAUUCUUAUUUACCUACACGGUAAACUGGAUGCACCUAGAAAUAAAUACUAAUGUGGUACUGCAAAAGUGAGUACAAAACUAAUCUAGAAUUCGAUUCAAUUUACUGGAGGAGACGAGCAAAUCAUCAGCUUGUUAAUCUUUCUUACCCAUAACUGGUUAAAAAGUAUCUCAAUAAUUUACCUAGAUUCUGAGUUUGUGCACUUUUAUUUGAUCCUGGGUGCAUUCUACUUAAAAUCUAACAAAAGUGCACAAACUCAGAGUCUAGGUAAAUUAUUGAGAUAUUUUUUAACCGGAUGUGGGUAAAAGAGAUUAAUAAGGAAAUUAUUUGCUCUUGUUUUCCUGUACACUUCACCAAAUUCUAGAUAACUUUUCUACUAACUUUCUGAGUACUACAGAAGUAUUUAUUUUUAGGUGCAUCAAUUUUACCGUGAUAGGACAGGACCAGACAACUGGCUUCUUUUUCCAGAAAAAUAUUUCUCUUCUUAUUCCGGUUGCUCCCUGCUGUAAAUAAUAAAUGCCUCGCGAUCACUGUUGCCAGUAGAGAUAAUUAUUCAUUCUGAAAACUUUCUCCCCUUAUAACAUGCAAUUAUUUAUCAUUUGAAAACACUGUUAUA